GGGGGGGGGGGGGACACACACUACCAAAAACCAAUUAAUAACUAAUCAAUGGUUCCAAAUGUUUCUGCUUUGAUUGUGCAAGUAUUCCUGCAUGGCAGAAUGGGGUUAGAGUGGAUGGCCCUUGAGAUCUUGUCCAACACUAUGAUUCUAUGAAAAUAAGUGCAAUUUACAAUCACCCCACAACUCCCCCUGACAUCCCAUACUUUUAGGAAUCAGGGGAGGAUGCUAAAGAGGAAAAUGGCCUGGUAUUGAGCAGCGAGGCAUAUCAUGUGCCACCAUUCACUUCCUGCAUCUUUUCUAGGCUCAUCUAUUUAGACCCUCACCCUACAAGCCCAACCAGUCACCCAGCCACUAUUUCUACAGCAGGGACCCUCCUCCCUGCUUUGCAGCUUCAUCCCUCCAUCUCCAUCCCUCCAUCCUCCAAGAUGAAAGACAGCAGCAGGUCCAUCCCUUUCCCUUCCCAGCCAAUCCUCUGCUUCAUCAGAUGAUGUCAUCUCCAACAUCUGGCCAAUGGCAGGGCCCACAGCUGGGAGAGCAUCUUCUUUGCUGCAAAACAGAGGAGGGCUGGGGAGGGAGGCAAAGAGCUGCUGGAAGGGGGGAAAUCUGGGGAAGAGGGAGCCAGAGGCAGAUACUGUGAAAAAGAGGGACCAGUCUUCUCCCAGAGAGAAACCCUUCGCCUAUCCUCUUGCUCUGCAGGACCAGACAGCACCUGCUUGGAAGGAGAGAACACUGGAUCCAAAGCACAGAGGAAACGGCAAACUAAACCCAGGGAACUACAACAUCCUACCUAGCCUUGUCCUUUUUGUCCACUUAAAAUAGCAGGACACCGAGGUUUUCUGCAUGUCUGCCUGCCAGUAUGUCAACCAUCAGCCCUGAAUAUGACUAUUUGUUUAAACUGCUGCUGAUUGGUGAUUCUGGCGUUGGGAAGUCGUGUCUCCUGCUCCGCUUUGCAGAUGAUACCUAUACAGACAGCUACAUCAGCACCAUCGGUGUAGAUUUCAAAAUCAGAACAAUUGAGUUGGAAGGAAGGACAAUUAAGCUGCAAAUUUGGGACACAGCAGGGCAGGAGCGCUUCCGAACGAUCACGUCCAGCUAUUAUCGAGGCGCGCAUGGCAUCAUCAUUGUGUAUGAUGUGACCGACCAGGAUUCGUUCAGCAACAUGCAGCUCUGGAUGGAGGAGAUCAACCGCUACGCCAGUGAGAAUGUGAACAAGCUGAUUGUAGGAAAUAAGAGCGACCUUACUAGCAAGAAAGCAGUGGACUACACCACAGCCAAGGAAUAUGCAGACUCCCUCGGGGUGCCCUUCUUAGAGACCAGUGCGAAAAACGCCACCAACGUUGAACAGGCAUUCCUGACUAUGGCAGCUGAGAUCAAGAACCGAGUGAGCAGCGGUCCCACCCAGAACGACAGCCACAAAUCCAACCUCCACAUCCAGAGCGGCCCCCUGCGGCAAGAGGGAUCGGGCCAAGGAGAAGACGGAGGCGGAAGCUGCUGCUAAAGAGCACUCACCCCAAGAGCAAGGAAAGUGGAAGGUUUGGAGAGUGUGUGUGUGUUGGGGUCAGCAACCCUGGGGCCUACAUAACAACUAAAGGCACCUGGACUACCCUUUUCUGCAUAGCAUCCCUACUUGUCUUUAUAGACUUGGAAUGCACAAUGAGACUUCUGCUGGUAAAGCAGCCUUGGCUAAUCUUUGUUUCCUUCAUCCUACUCUUCUGACUUUGGAGCCGUAAUAUCUGUUCCUGCCCAGCCACCACCUUGUAACUUGCCGCAUAUGCAGCACAAUUCCCCCGAUGCUGACAACGCUCCCAUUUAGUCCACUGGGAGGACAUGAACGUCCCACUAAACUAGACUGUCCAAAAGUAUAGGAGCUGGCCAAGUUACACAACAAGGGAAAGCCAGGAGUUCCAAAACAUGUUGAGGAAGGGGAAAAGGUUUUCAUACAAGGAUCAUUCAUCUGGAACUAUCAUGAUUUCCUGAUCCUUCUGCCUUUGAAACGGGCACAUCCACCAUUUGGAGCAUGCGCUGAACAUCACUUCAUGGGCUACUAACCACCAUAUCCCUUCCACCACCCCCAUCACACACACACACAUACACACACCAUCAGUCUCUUAUUUCAUUUUGGAAAGUUUUAAGACUAAUAUAAACAAUGGAUGGCUUCAUUCUGCUCCUUCACAGCCACUGCUAUUUGGUACUUCCAGGGACAAAACUACAUUCCACACAUGCAUUAGUUUUAUACCACUUUAACUCUCAUGAAUGUUGGGAAUUCUGGUUUGGGGAAGGUCCGGAGAAAUUUCCAUUUGCUCUUUUCCAUCCCCAGUUUUUCCCCUCUCUCCCUGCAAAGAACUUCAGAUCCUAAGUUCCCUACAAAUGAAAAGGAGGGAAAAAACUAUUAACCAGACACAGAAAGACUAUGCUUCUCCAGCCCUCCUUCACUGUCUUCCCAAUGCUGAUACUACUAAAACACUUCCAGCUAGAAAGAGGAGGAGAAUACAAAGACUCUAUAAAAAGAAGAUUCGCUGUCAGUGGCUUUAAGAACUGAGGUAUGCCUGUGCUGCACAACGAUGUGUGAUUCUGCUCUGUGUGUAUGGUGUACAAUGUAAUACAAUGCUGAUGCCGAACACAUCAGUGCAUUUCCUCUGUGUGUGACUGUCUGCAUACACACACAAUUUGAGAGUCGCACAGAGGUGAUGUAUUAGUUAUAGGAGCCAAAACACUGUGGGAGAAAAUAUUUGGAACUGGGAAUCCGACAGCAUUAAUGCUGAAAAUCUUUAAUCUGAUGGUAUGAAUAUCCAAGGGUAGUACCAUGAACCCUAAACAAAUUUUGGAGAGAUUAUAAUUUAACAAAAGACUAAAACGAGGAAGAAUAGAUGCAGAAACAAGGGGGGUGUUCCCAUUCGCCUAUAAAGCGGAUCAUGAUGCGCUCACACCCUUAAUAUUGUACAGUACAGUACAGACUCUGUCUGGAACAACUGGAGUAGUACCAACAGGCUUCAGCUUACACCCUUCUUAGUAUUGUACCCACUUUGCCUGGAACAACUGGAGAUUCCUAAAGAAACAGUCAUCCUGCUUCCAUGUAUUUCAUAGACCAGAAGGAAAAAGAAAGUAGCAGUACCUUAAGCAUUUGGAGAGCUUGUACCGGUUUAAAUGCUUGCUUCCCAGUUCUGGCAGGCUUCAAAGAAGUAGACAGGAAAAGUCAGAUCACUCAAUACUUCUCUUCCUCUAGGCAAGAAGAGCUAUGCAGGUUCUUUUCUCUCUCUCUCAAUCUGGAGAAGCACAGAACAGCCUUCUAUGAGAGUAGAAAGUCUCUGGCAACUUUCACUGUUUCUAUCCGAACUGCCUUCUCUUAAUGAAAUUCAGUCUAAUAAGAAUAGUAUAUUGCAGGGUCGGGCAAAGCAUGGCCCAGAGGUCUGUUUUUGCCAACCCCAGCAUUGCAAAAUGUGUUUUGGCCCCCCAAAGUACCCCCAAAUGUGCUCUAGAGAGUUUUUGCCAUGUUCUUUUCAGUCUUGGAAACUGUCUGGAGAACGGGAGAAACAGUAACUGGACAUGACCCAAGGGCUUAGCGUUAUAGAGGAGCCAGGCCCACCAACUUUACUUUUCAGACUCCUUUUUACCUCAUCUAUCAACAAUGCAACUUCUGCAUGACUUGAAUUUUAAAUUGCACAGGCAAAAGAGGCAGGCUGUGUGUGUAAUUUCUUUUUUUUCAAACAAUUCCAUACUUUUUGUCUGGUUGCAUACUUCAAAAAACAAAUACGCAAACCCUGCAAUAAUGGAUCCCUUCCCAGUUCAUCCCCAUUUACCCUGAACUUCCCUUCCCAUAUUUUGUGUGUCAACAAUAAACCAUCUUCAUCCUC
Sceloporus undulatus (fence lizard) is the source of this 3851-nucleotide messenger RNA. RefSeq names its product ras-related protein ORAB-1-like. The transcript is spliced from 8 exons. The coding region runs from base 857 to 1498 and encodes 213 amino acids. NCBI's taxonomy places the organism in Eukaryota, Metazoa, Chordata, Lepidosauria, Squamata, Phrynosomatidae. The record is from RefSeq and is a predicted model, not a curated record. Gene Ontology annotation, molecular function: GTP binding; GTPase activity.